AUGUCGGACGAAAUUAUUUGGCAGGUCAUCGACAAGCAGUUUUGUAGCUUCAAACUAAAAACUACAAAAGAGAAGACUUUCUGCCGUAACGAGUAUAAUGUCACAGGUCUUUGCAAUAGACAGUCAUGUCCUCUUGCCAAUUCUCGUUAUGCCACUGUGCGAGCGCACCCAACUAAGGGCACCUUGUACCUAUAUAUGAAGACUAUUGAACGAGCCCACAUGCCAUCAAAACUAUGGCAGAGGAUCAAGUUGUCACAGAAUUAUGCCACCGCCCUGAAACAGAUCGAUGAUCAACUCAUCUACUGGCCUAAGUUCCUGGUCCAUAAAGCGAAACAGCGAAUAACUAGGCUUACGCAAGUGGCGAUACGGAUGAGAAGGCUAGCUAAGGAAGAGGCACGAUUAGGCGAGAAAGUUGUACCCAAGAUGGCACCUAAGAUUAGACGCCGAGAAGAGACAAGAGAACGUAAGGCAGAGGCAGCCGCUAAGUUAGAACGAACAAUCGAACGGGAGCUUAUGCAGAGGCUGCGCACGGGUGCAUACGGCGAUCAGCCACUCAACGUCAGCGAGACGAUCUGGAAGAAGGUCCUUAAUGCUAUGGAGCGCGAGGGCGAAGGAAAGAGGGACAAAGAUCUCGAUAAGGGUAUUGAAGAUGAGGAAGAAGAGGAAGAAGAAAACGAAGUCGAAUACGAGGAAGAAGACGACGAGCCUGACGGAGCAGUCGAAUAUGUUAGUGAUUUCGAAGAAAGCGAUGACGACCUUGAAGAUAUCGAGGAUUGGUUAGGAAGCGACGAGUCCGAUAAGGAAGAGGAUUCACAAAGCGAAGACAGCGAGGAGGAAUCAGCCAAGAAGGCUGUAGGCGACAAGAGGAAGAGAGCACGUGUUAUCAGCUCGAAGCCGAAGAAGGCGGCUCGACGUGGAAAGGAGAUUGAGCACGAGCAUGAGUUCGAACGGCAUAGGGAAGAACUUGCUUUCUAA
This is a messenger RNA of Daldinia childiae, 975 nucleotides long. Its product is annotated as Protein MAK16. The transcript is spliced from 4 exons. Gene Ontology annotation, cellular component: preribosome, large subunit precursor; nucleolus. The coding region runs from base 1 to 975 and encodes 324 amino acids. The record is from RefSeq and is a predicted model, not a curated record. Lineage: Eukaryota; Fungi; Ascomycota; Sordariomycetes; Xylariales; Hypoxylaceae. Gene Ontology annotation, biological process: maturation of 5.8S rRNA; maturation of LSU-rRNA.